AUGACUAAGCAGAUGACUGGGAAAAACGCCCUUCUGAAUUACAAUGGUUACGGAUGCUACUGUGGACUGGGAGGAUCCAAACAGCCACUAGAUGCGACCGACUGGUGCUGUCAUGCUCACGACUGCUGCUACGAGAAGAUGUUGGCACGUGGCUGUGAUCCCAAACUGGAAUCCUAUUCUUACUCCAUCCAGUCGGGCAACAUAGCCUGCAGUGGGAAAACCGUCUGCCAGAAACAGACCUGUGACUGUGACAAGGCUGCGGCGAUGUGUUUCCAAAGGACCGCCCACACCUUCCGCAGAAAAUAUCUCUAUUACCCAAACAUCCUCUGCAAGGGACCCUCUCCCACGUGCUAG
Molecule: messenger RNA, 354 nt
Organism: Emys orbicularis (European pond turtle)
Lineage: Eukaryota; Metazoa; Chordata; Testudines; Emydidae
Product: group IIE secretory phospholipase A2-like
Exons: 3
Coding region: 1-354 (117 amino acids)
Biological process (GO): lipid catabolic process; phospholipid metabolic process; arachidonate secretion
Molecular function (GO): calcium ion binding; phospholipid binding
Source: RefSeq, a predicted model, not a curated record